AUUAAUUUAAAUAAUAUCAAGUAUCAAGAGGGCUCCAGCGCAGUACACGUACGUCAAACAAGUCUUGUUUACUUCUAACUCAGUGGCUACUUGUAGGUCGCGUAUGAAUGAUUUCGUUGCAUAAUUUCUUUAGAAAAAUUAAAUUGUUUAAUUUUUUUGUUAAAGAAGUUUAUACUAUUUUUUUGUUAAAGAAGUUUAUACUGUGUCGGAAAAGUGUGUAGUGCUAUUAAAUUCUAAGAUUGUGUUUUUUUUGUGGCAAAAUGGCGUCAUUGACGAAAACUUUUAUCUCUUUACUAGUUGUGUUUUGUUUAAUAUACGAAUGCACGUGCAUCCACUGCUACUACUGCAACAGCGCGAACAAUUCCGCGUGCCUGGACGUGAACGAAUACGAGGACGAGAUCCGCAGCCGCAUCAUCCCCGUGGUGCACUGCGAGACCGCCAUCCCCAGCAACGUCGCCCUCAACUUCUUCUGCCGGAAGAUCACGCAGACCAUCUUCCACCCCCACAAGGACAGCGAAGUGCGAGUAACGCGUGGGUGCGGCUGGGUGCGACACCACAAGGAGUGCUAUAAGGACGACAAUAGCGACCACCUUGGCACGACCUGCCAGUGCUUCCAGGACCUCUGCAACGGCAGCCACAGGAUUGAUGUUGGACUCUUGUACCUUAUGUUACCAGUUGUUAUGUACUUUUGGUGUUAAGUUUAUGUUAAUGUUGUUAAUGGUCUGUAUUCAUUUUGAUUAGUGAUAAGUGCAGGUGAUUAUUGCAGGUGGUUACUAAUCAGGUGAAAGGUGUGGACAACGACUGAUGCAAGUCCUUUACUUUCUCCUAAACACUAAUCACCUUCACUCGCACUAAUCAAAAUGAAUACAGGCCCUUAUGAACAGUUGAAGAAGUGAUGUAUCUUGCGACAGCAAUGCGACAAGUUAUUGACAGUACAUUUUCGCCUGUUGCAUCGCUGUCGAUGAUACAAAAGCAGUCUGCCUCUUCAGGCUGUAGAGGUAGCGAAUCUAUCUCCAACUGUAUUUACUCUUAAUUAAAAGUUAUUGGAAUAAAUUAGGACUUAAAUUUAAAAA
Molecule: messenger RNA, 1073 nt
Organism: Aricia agestis (brown argus)
Lineage: Eukaryota; Metazoa; Arthropoda; Insecta; Lepidoptera; Lycaenidae
Exons: 3
Coding region: 261-698 (145 amino acids)
Biological process (GO): sleep; regulation of synaptic transmission, cholinergic; positive regulation of voltage-gated potassium channel activity
Source: RefSeq, a predicted model, not a curated record